AUGAACUCUGCCAUCACCAGCCGUGAGCACCCUGACCCCUCGCAGAAGCGUGAUGGCGUGGUCACCAUCUAUGAUGAUGGCCAAGGCAGGAAGAAGGAUGGCCAUCACAGGAGUCCCAGCAGCAGCGACCUGGCCUAUGGCAUCCUGGACAUUCCACCAUGGUACCUCUGCAUCAUCUUGGGGAUCCAGCACUUCAUCACUGCCCUGGGGGGGCUCGUGGCCGUGCCGCUCAUCCUGGCCAAGGGGCUGUGUCUGCAGCAUGACCCCCUCACGCAGAGCUACCUCAUCAGCACCAUGUUCUUCGUCGCUGGCAUCUGCACUCUCCUGCAGGUGCUUUUUGGAGUCAGGCUGCCCAUUCUCCAGGGAGGGACGUUUACCUUUGUGGCACCCUCCCUGGCCAUGCUCUCCCUUCCCACCUGGAAGUGUCCUGAAUGGACACUCAAUGCCAGCCAGGUGAACACCAGCUCUCCUGAAUUCACCGAGGAAUGGCAGAUGAGGAUCCGAGAGUUGCAGGGCGUCAUCAUGGCCGCUUCCUGCGUCCAGAUGUUUGUGGGCUUCUCCGGACUCGUUGGCUACCUCAUGCGCUUCAUUGGCCCCUUGACCAUUGCUCCGACCAUCUCCCUGAUGGCCCUGCCCCUCUUCGACUCUGCAGGCAACGAUGCCGGAGCCCACUGGGGGAUCGCCGCCAUGACCAUCUUCCUCAUCGUGCUGUUUUCUCAGUACCUGAAGCACAUCGCGGUGCCCGUGCCCCUGUAUGGACGACAGAAGAAGUGUCACAUGUCCAGCGUGCGCCUGUUCCAGCUCUUCCCUGUGCUGCUGGCGCUCUGCAUCUCCUGGCUCCUGUGCUUCGUGCUCACGGAGACCAACACCCUCCCCUCGGCCCCCACGGCCUACGGGUACCUGGCCCGCACAGACACCAAAGGCCACGUCCUGAGCCAGGCCCCUUGGUUUCGCUUCCCUUACCCAGGACAGUGGGGUCUCCCCACCAUCAGCCUGGCUGGGGUCUUUGGGUUCAUCGCCGGGGUGAUCGCCUCCGUGGUGGAAUCAGUAGGCGAUUAUUAUGCCUGUGCCCGGCUGGUGGGGGCCCCACCCCCUCCAAAGCAUGCCAUCAACCGCGGCAUUGGCAUUGAGGGCCUCGGCUGUCUGCUGGCAGGGGCCUGGGGCACAGGGAACGGCACCACCUCCUACAGUGAGAACGUCGGGGCACUGGGUAUCACCAAGGUGGGGAGCAGGAUGGUGAUUGUCACCUCGGGCUGCGUGCUGCUCCUGAUGGGUGUCUUCGGGAAGAUCGGGGCUGCGUUUGCCACCAUCCCGGCCCCCGUGAUCGGAGGCAUGUUCAUCGUGAUGUUCGGGAUCAUCACCGCCGUGGGGAUCUCCAAUCUGCAGCACGUGGACAUGAACUCAUCCAGGAACCUCUUUGUCUUUGGCUUCUCCAUCUUCUGUGGGCUCACCAUUCCCAACUGGGUGAACAAGAACUCGGACCAGCUCCAGACAGGGAUUCUCCAGCUGGACCAGGUCAUCCAGGUGCUGCUGACCACGGGCAUGUUUGUUGGCGGCUUCCUGGCCUUUCUACUGGACAACACCAUCCCUGGAGGUCUGGAGGAGCGCGGCUUCCGGGCAUGGGAUCAAGCCCAGGGGACGGAGGAGACUGCGAGGGUCCUGGAGAUCUACGGCCUCCCCUGUGGGAUUGGCACCACGUGCUGCACUUCCUCCUGCACCCAGUUCCUCCCCUUCUGGCCCAGCCGGGAGCCUGGGGGGACAGGGGAGGUGGGAGUGAGUCAGCUCACACUCUGCUCCCAGGAUUCCUCAAGAGAGCGCCCUAAGGGUGCCAUAGAGACCAGGAUGUGA
Molecule: messenger RNA, 1848 nt
Organism: Pipistrellus nathusii (Nathusius's pipistrelle)
Lineage: Eukaryota; Metazoa; Chordata; Mammalia; Chiroptera; Vespertilionidae
Source: the annotation of a GenBank genome assembly